This is a messenger RNA of Mycetomoellerius zeteki, 1058 nucleotides long. RefSeq names its product mitochondrial ribosomal protein L16. The transcript is spliced from 6 exons. Gene Ontology annotation, cellular component: mitochondrial large ribosomal subunit; ribosome. Gene Ontology annotation, biological process: mitochondrial translation. Lineage: Eukaryota; Metazoa; Arthropoda; Insecta; Hymenoptera; Formicidae. Bases 312 to 1040 code for a protein of 242 amino acids. The record is from RefSeq and is a predicted model, not a curated record. Gene Ontology annotation, molecular function: structural constituent of ribosome; rRNA binding.
GAAAUAAAUAUGGUUAGAUUUAGACAUUAGAGAGAGAAAACGAAGAUUCUAAGUGCAACAAUUGCAAGUAAAUAGAUUUAAUGAUUUAAUUAGUAUACAAAGAGAGAGAGAGAGAGAAAUAUAAACUUAUUCGACAAAUUCAAGAACAAACAAACGUUGAUAUAUGUUUACUUGUUUAUAAAUAUUGUUUUAUGAGAUAAAUGAAGCAGAAAUUAAAAGAGAAAAUUCAAGAAGAAAUUAUUUCUUUGCUUUGAAUCACUCAGCGAUUUAUAUAGCUAUAAACUAAAAAGAUAUAUCUUUUUAACCUAAAAAUGUUACAAGCUUCCAAGAAUGUGGCACGUCUUUUACUUUCCUCAUGGCAAUCUGUAUCUAUAACACCAGUAGCUGGUUUAAAGAUCUUUCGUCCGCCAAUAAAAUUUGGCGAUAUUGAAUUUCCGGAGCGAGCAAAACUCAAGAUAGUGGAAAGAGUUCCACAAUUUCCACCAGGAGUACGUGCUCCCAAAAUGCAAAAGCGACUAAGGUACUUACGAGGGCCAGAAAGUACACAUAAUUUCCUUAUGUACAGGCAAUUUGGUAUCAUUGCUACAGGAGGAGGUAGAUUGAAAUAUGGUCAUUUCGAGAUGAUACGUUUAACAAUUGGUAGAAAACUCGAUCAGCAAAGGAUGUUUGCAAUUUGGCGUGUGGAUCCACCAUGGCAACCAAUUACAAAAAAGGGACAAGGACAUCGUAUGGGUGGAGGUAAAGGUUCUAUUGACCAUUAUGUCACUCCUAUUAAAGCAGGACGAGUCAUUAUAGAAGUUGGUGGCCAUUGUGAAUAUUUUGAGUUAGAAAAAGUAUUAAACCAAAUAGCAAAUCAACUACCGUUCAAAGCCAAAGCUAUCAGUCAAGAAAUUCUAGAUAAAAAUGUAGCUAAAGAGAAAUGGUUGGAAGAAAACAAUCUGCAUCUUUGGACUUGGAAAUACAUGGUUCAGAAUAACAUGCUUGGUUGCCAAAGAUGGAUAUCACCGGUUGAUAAAUUAUGGUUUAAUAAAUAUUUGUAAAUAACAAAAAUAUAUUUG